Paramuricea clavata is the source of this 13588-nucleotide messenger RNA. NCBI's taxonomy places the organism in Eukaryota, Metazoa, Cnidaria, Anthozoa, Malacalcyonacea, Plexauridae. The record is from the annotation of a GenBank genome assembly.
GAGUCACAGUUUGUGAGUGAGUGUUUACCCUUGCAACACGGACAAAGGCCGGAGUUUUCGAGGUUUGUUGUCAACGUCGAGAUCUGAUUCUGAAGUGGUGGUUUAGGUGAUGGUUUCGGUAGCCUGUUCUUGGGGUCAAUUGGUUUCCUCUUUGUAGUCAAAAUGUGUCCAUAUUGGGGAUCGUUCAUGAUUCUGAGUUGUCUUUCUACUAGCUCUAGAACAUGCUGUAAUGUGGGGUUUAAUUUGGUCUCAUCACGAAUUUUCGGAAGUUUCUUUACCCACUCUAUCUGCAUGUGCAUUGGCAAACGAUCAACAACUCUUUCAACGUUAGAUGAUGCAUUAAUUUCGUGUUUGUAAUUCUCAUUGUCCUUUAAGACUUCUAAACAGGAACGUAAAUUAUUUCUGAGCUUAGCGAGAGAGUUGUUGUCUCCCCUUUCAAUGCGAGGACCCACCGUGACUCGUUUUAGGGAUGCUUUGACUACGCUAGAAGGAUGACCAUACUGAGACUCUAAUAUUUUCAUGGCUUGACUAAAACCGUUUGAUUUCAGUUCACAAUGUUCAAUUGCGUCUCUAGCAUCACCUUCCACGAAACUGAGAAGACGAGUUAUUUUUUCUCUUUCAUCAAACUCUCUUUCGUUUAACCAAACCUCCACUCGCUUCUUAAAAACAGGAAACUGAGCAGGGUCACCUCUAAAUUUCAUUGGCUGGGGUUUCGGAAUCCCUUGCCGCUGUAACAUGGCUUUCAUAACAGUGGUUGUUUCGGUUCCCUGCUUCAUGGCACUAACCAAUUGCUGAUUCAUUUCGAGUAAUGUAGUUGUUAAAUCAGGUUUAGUUUUGUCAACGCUUGGUUUAAACUCGGGUGUAGAUGGCUCCGUGUCAUUGCAUUUCUCAGAAAGGGACGCAAUCCCUUGCUUGUUAUCGACCACUGAUUCGGGUGGCGAUUUGACUAACUCAGGCCGAGUUGAGGGGUGAUCUGUCUUGUAGAAAGCUCUGUCCUGUGGUGUCAAAUUUUUUACAUCUACCUUCAUAUUAACCCUGUUGCCAGCUACAGCCUUUGAUAAACUACGCAUGCUUCCGCAGUCACUAUAUCUUUCGUCUGCCUGAUCGGCUGCCAAAAGUUUGGCUUCUAACUGAGAGUACUCCGCUUGGUCCCGCAAAUCUUGUAACUCACAUUCUAUCUGUUCUUGCAUUUGUUUUUCCUUUGCUUUUGCUCUUCUCUCAGCCUGCUCUAGUUUCAACCUUGCUAAUUCUGCUGAACGAGCCGCUGUCUUCACCCUAGACGAUACAGAGGACCCCCCUGAACGUCUACUCUUUGACGACCUUGACAUGGAAACACUACUUUGUACUGACACAGAAAGUUUAUCAUCAUCCUUAAGGUGAAGACCAUUCUCAAACUUUGAGUCUCUCUGUAAACUGCGAAUGCUCUUGUUAAGUUGACCAAUAGCUAGUUGAUUACAUUCAUUUAUUUUUCGUUCGAGACUUUGACGUUGGAUGCUAAGACGCUCCAAGUCACGCGUGUUAUUAAUCAGCUGAGAAUAAUCUUCAUGUACUUUGAGGUACUUAACCCACUUUGAAUGUAUAGUGUCCAAAGUUUUUUCAAUUUCUGUAGUCUCAAUAUUACUAUAAUCAUAAGUUUUUAAAGACUCUGUAGAUACUUCAAUAAUUUGCGAAAGUUUUAAUAAUUCAUGCUUUAGUCCUUUGGAAUGUAUUUCAUUUAAAUAUUCUGCGUACUCACGCGGCACCUUCCGGGUCCGAGAUGUCCUUCGUAAACCGUCGUCACUUCCGGCUUGUUGACUUCGUCGAUCGCGAAGUUCGUCGAACUGUUUUGCACCGAUUUCAUCCAUAAAAGAUCAAACUAUGUUGGGAACGAACCCAACCGAAUGUCGUUUAUAUAUCAAAUAAUAAUCACCACGUCAUUACACUUUAUUUACUCUCAAAUUUAGUUUAUUCUAAGCAGUACAUCAUGACAAAUAUCUUGUACAUAUCAAAUAUCCAUGCAUCAUUCUGUCCUCGAUUCUGUCCGUAUUUCGACUAAUAUCGGUCGUAAACAAAGGUUUGCUACAUAGAAUUACAAAUAACGUUCAUUAACAACAAGUUCAAUUGUUUCAAAGUCAAAAUGAAAGAAAUACUUACAUCUUAUGGCGAUUUUAAAGCAGAUUACGUUUGUAUAUCUAUCACGAAUAUCAAUAGUUUUCCAAAAAGCCUCGCUCACGAAGACUGGCCCUAAAUUAAUUAUGCUAAUGUCAACAAACGGCGCGAAAUAAUUAGAUUAAUUAUAGUAGCGUCCGUAACAUUAACACUGUCACUGAAACAUUUUAUUAAUAAAUACACCCUUCUGGAAAGUACAUCACUUUGACUGUUCAGGUUUUGCAGUAUGACAUAUCAUCUUAUAGGAAUUCCUAUACGAAAUUUAUCCUAAUUUCCUAUAAGAAUAGUAAAUGACACACAAUGUUGUUCAUCACUCUUAAUUUUUUAAUGCAAAAAAAAAUAUAUAUAUAUAAAUAUUAAAAAAUACAUAUAUUACAAAUUAAUAUAAAUAUUUAUACGAGAAAUUGGUUAUACUAAACAUUACAGAUCAAUUAUAGUUUUCACCUAUGGUUUAAUAACAAGUCAAAAUAAAAACAUAACCUAAAGAAAACCAUUGCAAUCAAUUAUAUGUACACAAGCACCAUAUUUAUUGACCUUUGUUAUUAAACAAUAGGUAAUGACCAUAAUUGACAUGUAAAGUUAAUUACAUUAACCCAUUAAGCUGCAGAGCUUCCCCAUUGACGAGUAAAAUCUUCUGGCGCUAGACAAGUAAAAAAUAAAAAGGGCGCACUAGGGCACAUUGCGGCUCAAUGGGUUAACUACAAACAUUGGCAGUUUUUUAUCAACCCAUUAAGCUGCAGAGCUUUGUGGGCUAUCCCUAUUGACGAGUUAAACCGUCUGGUGUUAGACAAGUAAAAAAAUAAGUAGGGCACACUCAGGGACGUACACAACCGGGGGGGUGGGGGCAACUGCCCCCCCCCCAGAGAAAACUAUAUUUAUGAUUUUUAGAAUGUCAUUGUUAAUUAUUCUUUGGAUAUUUGGGACUUUUUUCGGCAUAUAGGCCUUACUGCCCCUCUGUUGAAAAAAUCCUGCAUACGGCCCUGGGUGCAUUGUGGCUCAAUGGGUUAAAAUUUGCCUUGAGCAAAACAUAGUCCUCAAAUAUUAUUGACUACUCUAGUUAAAAACAAGCAACAAGUCACUUGUAACAUUACUCAAUAAAUAUUUUUAUAUACUAAAUGUUUUUUGAAUAUGCCCCUUUUGCAAAUUAUUUGCUGGGCAAUAAUAUUUUUAAUAACUAGCCUGGUGUUUCUGUUUUUGACUAUUGUUCUUGUUUGCCUUUCUGCGCUUUGCAACACUUUACAGUGUUGUUUUUGUCCUCAUGUGUUGGCGAACCUCUGAGGCCUUACAUCCAUACUUUGUUGAUACAUACUGUAAGCUAUAAAAAGACAAAUAAAUUUAUUUAAUAAUGCAUACAUUUUGAUACAGCUGCUGAUAACAGAAAAAUAAGGGAAACAUUUCCCCAAGACCCUAACAUGGCAAGUACACUUAAUAGUGAUUGCUUAAUGCUAAUUAUAUUUUCAAUAAACUUUCCAACCAGUUGGGUUUUUAGGCAAAGGGUCUAUUUACCGUCUAUACUUAUUAUGUAUUAUAUACAAAAAUAGCAAAAGGCCGAGGGAAUGAAAGUCAUAGAAUACCGUCCUUAUAAUUUCAAAAAUAGAUGAGGCUUUUUUUCAUUAUUCAUUAUUCAUUAUUUUUAGAAAUGUGUGAAAAUUGGUCGAACGUCAAUAUACCUGUUCAGUAAUGUGCCAGCAAUCUUUAAAACUAGGCAGCGAAUGCCUGCGAAGUGAAAGCUUUGCUGUACAAGUAGACUUUGCCCUUAAUACAUGACUUCUGCGAUAAAUUAUAGUUUAAAGUGUAGAUCAUUGUUGAAACAACGAAAUUUUUUGAAAUAAUGAUUUUUUUGCGGCAGCAUUUUGGACAAGCGGGGGGAGGACGGUAUUCUAUGACUUUAAUUCCCUCGGCCAAAUGAAGUAUUUUUAAUAGUACACCCACCUUUCAUUUCUUGAUCAUGAUCAUCAUGGCGUAAAACAACUGCCUUAACACCCAUGUCAGUUUUUAGCUUGUCUAUUUGGUCGCCCACCAGUGCAUUUAAUGGGGAAAUCACGAUUACAAUUGUUUCUGGCAACACGGCAGAAAUAUUUCUUUUUCUCGAAUUAAUGUAGUCGAACAUGGACGGUAAAAGUUGGUAUAUCAACGAUUUAACAUCCCUUCCAUUUACUAUUUGACGAAUAUCUUCUUUCUGCUCUUCCUUUAACUUAAUUUGAGUAUUAUUUGUUUUUGCAAGUGCAAAAUAUAUUGCUUCUGCCUUCCUCGUACAGUUGCAUUCAUUGCGGUCGCCAUGUUUUUAGGGAGAAAGGCAUAUGCUGUGCGACCAAGCCUCUGCGUCGGAAUUCCGACACAGAUCAACAGCCUGAACCAGGGCCACUGUGAGGGCCGCCCGAGCUUGGGCCUGGGGACGAGGAUGAAAACGAUCCUGAUUGGUCGAUCCAUAAGUUAUUGAACCCAUACCCCCUGUGGCGUUCACGAGCGCGGCCAAUAUGAGUGAAUACGAUAUAUUUUGCUUUAUUUGGCCUGAAAAGUUGCUUAUUUUGACGAAUUUUUUGUUGCUUUUCGUCCGAAAAAGUGGUGAAGGGAUUAAAUUAAGGAGUUGAUUUAUGCGUACUUGAAUUCAUUUGGGGAAAAUAACAGCCUUCGUUAUGAUAAUAAUUCAUACUCUUGGUUCACGCUGAGUAUUGAUGGGAAUGAUGGCAUAUGUCCUUGAUCUACUAUAUUGGAGUGUUAUUAUUGAAAAGAAAUUCAAGCGUACAAGACUUACAAGCAUACACGUAUGCUAGGACUGUGUUUAUACAAGAUUUGGAAUUUUUAAUUGAACUGUAAAUGUAUGAAUCAUCAUGGUGUGAAUGUAACAAUUAAACAGCAUUUGGAUUCUUUUGCAACUUGUCAAUUCGUUUGAUAGAAUUGUUUGAUGAUACAAUAUAUUGUUUCUGUUUACAGUAUUGCCUGUACAACUCUGUCAGAAACAUUGGUGUUUAUAGCAGCCCAAAAAGGUUUCAUUAAUUUAAAGGCCAUGUAAAGUAUGUAAAGUAAACAAACCCUUUGUUUACAUUCUGUGAUUCUGAAGUCUGAACCCAGUGCUAUAGUUGUAAAAUAUUAGAUAUGCAUUAUAUUGAAUUUUUAACUCUUCUGGUUUGCUAUGUUUGUAAAUGAAUACAGACUAGAGAUUCAAUUCAAGAAAGUUUGGAAGGUGUGAAAAAUUACCAUUGGAAUGUAGGAUUGCAGAAUGCAUGCACAGAACAGACUUUACAUGGUCUUUAAUAAAAGCAGUAUGUACUAUGUGCAGUAUGUAAUAAUAUGAAACCAUCUACACAAUUUAUACAAUGGUGCCAAUAAAACUGGUAAAUAAAUGAUUGUCAACUAUUCGACAGUCUUGCUAUGCUGAGUGGUUAUAUAGUAAUACUACCUGAAAAAAAAACAAGCAGAAACUCAACGUUGGCUACUAACUCUUGACGAAGGGCCUUCGCUUGAAACGUUGAAUUUCUGCUUGUUUUUUUCAGGGAUUACUAUAUAUAAAUAUAAGAUGUUCAUUCUUGUAAUGGACAACUGAGUGUGCAACAAUUAACAAUUGUAUUUGAAGUCCACUGCUCAACAAAAACAACUUUACUUUUUCAGAAUAAGACUACUAAAACCAAAUUUUAGGUUUAUUAGUGAACUAUCAUAUAACUUCGUACAUGUACAUCUUUAACAAUUUCAGGACUGCUAAAAGUAGGGAUGCAGCCAUGCAGGCAAAAGCCUAGCUCAAAAGGAGCCUCCAAAGCACAAAGAGUUGUGUCAGUGCCAGAUAAUAUGCAAUAAAGUGUAAUAUAUUGUAAAACACCUCUUCUCCCAUUUAAUAAUUAUGAUGUCAUAGGGUUCACCUGGGAAAACUUAAUGAUGUCAUAUGGUUCCCCUGGUACCAUAAAAUGAAUUGCAAGUUCUGAAAAACCUUUAUUGAUUUCAAUAAUGUGUCAUUCUACACAUCAGCCUAUCAAGCAAUACAAGCAUGAAAGUAUAAAUGAUAUUACACUUAUUCAAACAGGACAUUGUUAUUAGUCAGACCAGGUGUGAUUCUUGAUUCUUUAACCAGUAACUACUUUUUAUCACAUAAUUAAUGAGCAAUGCACUUCUCCAACGAUACUAUUCCAUUCUUGAGUAUUUCAUUAUAUUAGACUCUUCAUUAUAAUGCAACAUGCCAAGUUUACUGAUCCAGAAUACAAGACUGUAUAAUUUAACUUGAGACUGAUUUCUCCAUUGCUUCCGGAGGUAUUGGCAUAAUAAAAAGAUUAUCACAUUUGCAGUCACAGGUGUAUCUGAAAGAAAUGUAAAACUAAAGCUAUAAAAUAGUCAAGUUGAGUAAAAAAUUAAACACACACUGGUAUACUGCUACAGGCUUUUGCUUAAUUGCUACAGCAGUACAGACCUUCCUUAUUGAGAAAAAAUCUUUAUUUUAUCAUUGUAUAAAGAAUAGCAUUAUGGUUUUAAAUUCCCUAGGUAUGAUAGAUUCAUAAUAAUACAUGGCAGCAUGUAUAAUAGUAUUAAAUAAAUACUGGGUAUGAUCAGCUCACAGGAUGCUAUAGAAUUUCUGAAAAUCUGCUGCAUUUUUAGGGGGUACACAAUAUAUUUUGUGGUAUUCUAACUAGACUACAAUUAGGAUGGAAAUUCAGAGCCCAAGGUUCAAAAAUUAACCUUGGAACAAAAUAAUGAUGACAUGAACAAUAUAUUAAAAUUGUAACAAAUUAAAGAAUUAUUGAAGGCAACAAAGGCAGUGUGCAACAAGCAACGUUCUUGCUCAAGAAUAGCCUAUUUAAUAAAGCUGAGAGUUAUUAAAUUACUUUUAUAUAACAAAUAAUUAAACGUACUUAUACCUUAUAGAAGAAAUCAGAACAUUUUGAAGGAAAUAGAAGCCAUUUGAGACAAAAUAUUUGAUCGAUGACUCGAUGAGUGUUGACAUGUGUACAAGCCGAUGUUUCAAUCAUCUCAAAUUACUUGUUAAACGGAAAUCACACGUGCACUCAGUAUCCUUGUUGUUCACACUAACUGCGCCGAACAUAUUUUAAUGCUUUUGACGGGAAAAAUUGCGAUUUUAUUGAUAUUUUCAGCAAAAAGUUAGCUCUCCACUCCUCUUGAAAAUACUAUGGCGCGCGCGAAUUCCCGGAGAAUGGGUACGAAAUAGUUAAUUGGAAAAUACUGUACUUUUACCGUAUUUUCUAAUUAACUCAACUCGUGUGGCCAGAGCCACUCAACGAUGGCUCUGGGUACGAGACUGAUAACAACAACAAUACUUGUGUUCGUCACGUGAUUUUAUCUAACUAAAUUCAACCAAUAACAAUAGCGUGCAACCUAUUACCUAAUAUUAUAUUCCGCAAAUAUUUUACCUAACUCUAUAACAUAGCAUUCCAUUAUCAAGAUGUGGUCAUGUUUGAAUGUCAUCUUUCCAAUAUUCAUCGCACAGAGUGUUAGGAUCGCUCUUAAUAAUAUCAUUAGUUUGUAACCUUUGUUGGUAUUCCUUCUUAAUAUACUGUCAAAAAUUUCUUUGGAGCACGCACCAUUUUCCCACUCUGUCAACCCAUCGAAAUCCUCGUAUUCAAGCUUCUCCUUUGUACUUGUAGCCAUAAACAGCCAAAGUAAAACGACUAUUCACAAUAUAAUCUCCAAUGAGAACAUGAAAUAUAAACAACUGAAACUCUCAAUAUUUCUCAAUAUAUACCCUUUGGAUUCGCUUACUUUUAUAAGUUUAUCUCUGAGUUAUAUCUAAUAGCAUGUCAUAUAAAGCAAUAAAGGUGAGAUUGACAUUGGUAUCAGGUUACACUCUCGCACCUGGACGUCUUCUUUCCCGACGGCUUUGUUGUCUUGCUUUUAAACAUGAUUAUUUUGAAAUGUUGUUUUGUUUAAACAUACAGAGACGUAAAAGCCCUGUUUUCGGCACUUGCGUGCUUUCGUUGUCGUGAGUCAAAUGUAAACAGCUCGCCGAAAGGUGUCGAAGAAAUUAGCAUAUUCAUAGAUUUCCCCCAAUCAGAUUCCAUUGAAAUCUUUACGAAAUGUUUGAAAAUACACACAGAUCAGCCAGAAUACAAAAAUAUGGACUAUCUUUUAAUAUAGCAUGAGAAAAUCAAUGAAAUGUCCAUACAAAAUUAUCGCUCACUCAUUAGUAAAAUAUAUGGCAGUCAUGGCUGGCCGCGCGCUCGCCCCAAUAUUUUUGCACCCCCGGCAAUAUGGCGGAAUAAACCUUGAAUUUUAAAUAAAUCUUUCAUAGCGAACUACAAAAAUUUUGUAGUCAACCCACCCCUGUCAGUUUUUUAUACUUCUUGUGUCGUCUAUAUCCGUAGUUUCACUGUUUUUCAAGCAUUUUACAAAGGUUGAAAAAAUCACUAUCCGGUGGAUAGUGCUAUCCGACCUUCGUACAACCGGCCCAUGGAAUUCAGCAAUCCACCACUUGUCUUCCUUCCGGAUUUCGUCAUAACGAAGAGGUCUUCCAAUUCAACCGGUCGUCUCUCUUAUUCUUGUAAUUACAUAUAAAUAUCUUGACCCACUCACCGAUUUUCAGGGUCUUUCUCAAGUAGGUUUACAUAAUCAUCUCGCUCGGGCUCAGCCACCGCAGCUGCUAAAACUUCUCGAGUUACCUUAGCUUCAGACUGUGAUUUUAGAGACCCUCUUUCUUCACCGAUCGCCUUCGCCACGUUACUAACCAGAUUUGUUGUCAUAUGACCAGCGAACAUUUCUAGCCGAGGUAUGGCAAGACCACGUUUCGCCAGGCGAGACUUAGGAGCCGCUAACGUUUGGGAGUCUGAAGUAUCAUACACUACACGCGGUUUAGUAGAGGUCGCUGCCUCUCUCACAACUUCCAUGUGGGGUAUGUAAAACUCCCUGUUCGCAGGCUAUGCUGGUGCUUCCUCAAAUAUUCCUUGCACCCUUUGGUCUUCAAUUAUCCCGAGCCAACGGCGGGAAGCGCCGUGGGAGGGUACUAAUUCCCCCCGGCUAUUUACGCCCGGGUAGACUGGUUGUGUAGACUGUAAUUGCAACUCGAACUGUGGAUGUUGUCAGAAAUGACAGACACUCAUUAAUCUCCAACAAUUUUACGCUCGCGCAAUGGUUAGUUUUGUAGUAGAUGGCGAGAUAUGUAGUCGGCAGGAUUAGUUUUGCAGGUUCAUAGCGAACACUGAAAUUGUUGAAAAGGUUGUAAUCGAAGAUUCUAACGUUCACGUCGAGCAGCAGGCUUAGCUUUCGGGUUGUUGAAGAUGUGGAUGAGUGGCUUAUGGUCAGUGAUCAGAGUGAAUGGUGCACCGUACCAUAUACAUAAAGAUGGAAUUUUGCAUAUGCCCGUACAUAGGCUAGAGCCUCACGCUCAGUUUGUUAAUAUCUUUGUUCGACAGGGGACAGAGCGACUAGCAUAUGCCACAAUAUUUUCCCCACUGUCACUGAUUUUCUGGUUAAAAUGGCACACAAGGCCAUUGCAGGACUAAGCUAGUUGUGAGGCGACAUUUUAACUCGUCAAAAGCAUGAUAAUGUUGUUUUGUCCAUUGCCAUUUGGUUCCGUGACGAGUCGGAGCACGAAGUGGGGCUGUGAUGGUGGAGAAGUCAUAGAUGAAACGGGAGACAUAGUUAACUGUACCGAGGAAACUACGAAGUUCUGCUGUGCUGAUUGGUGGGAUGGCAUCUUGUAUUGCUAGGACAUUUUUGGAUGAAGUUUCAUGCCAGUUGGACCGAAAGUGUAGCCAAAAAUUAAGAUUUUCCUUGUCUUUACACACUUGUCAGGAUUCAGAGUUAGUCUUUUUUCGCUCAGGCGCCGAAAAAUUUCCUUCAGGGCUUUAUCAUGUUCUGCUGUUAUUUUGCCCAAAAUGAUAAUGUCAUCGCUAAUAUUCAAGACUCUAUUUAUGCUUUCAAGAGCGUGUUGUCUGGUGAGUUUCAGCGGCUGAUGAAGUGCCAAAAUUUAAUCGCUUGUAUCGUUUUAGUCCCUUGUGAGUAACAAAGGUUGUAAUGUGUCUCUAUUCUGGCGCCGGGACGAGUUGAUGGUAUCCAGAUCGCAGAUCAAGCUUAUUGAAUUUUUUGGCACCAUUAAGUGAGUGAAUGAUGUCAUCCACAGUAGGUGAAGCUUGUCGUUCGCGAUGGAUGGCACAAUACAAAACACACUGUUUCCCUCGGUCUCAGUAAAGGCCCCCCAGUAAAUAUACAUGUACGUGUGUAUUUAUCCGGGCAGAAUUGAUCCCCGAGCCGACGGCGCGAAGCGCCGUGCGAGGGUACUAAUUCCCCCCCCCGGCUAUUUUCACCCGGGGAAAGGGAAGCAUUAGCCAAGUCUAAAGUUCAUCAAUGAGCGCGGGCGUUGGCCACCAACCGUGGGUGGUCAUCCUCACUGAUUUCAAAAAUAUGGCUGUUUGCCAGGAGUGGGAUAAGCAAGAUUUCAAUUUUCAAAAGCAAAAAUUUGGAAAAUCACGUUUCACACAAUGAGCUUUGAAGCAAUUUUUGUUUGAUGAAAUGAGAAGAAUUGAUUUACUGUGGAAAAUCGUGGAAUAUAGGGCAAGUUUGCUUUGGAUGUUUAAUGUUUAUGAAUUUUGUUGCUUUAAUUUAUUGCGUAAAACAUGCACUGCUUUCCUUUUCAAUAAAGCUGUAUUAAAGGUUGCUAAAUUACCCUGUUUAAUUUAAGAAUAAAAGGUAAAAUAUAAAGGAGACCAAAUUCAUUUGAAAACCGAACUGAAAUUACUCAACAAUUUGAACUUAUUUUGUUUUAUAAACUAUAUAAAAACCCGUACAGUUUUAUAUCGGAAAACUGAGCAGUUUGUAGUUUGAUAUUAAUAAAAUGAACAUUUCAAAACAUUUUACGAAGCGAUUCACGUUAAAUUUUACAUUAAAUCAAAGCUCACAAAAUGCAGAACAACAUACCUACAGUACAUAUUUCGGAAAUUCAUUGUUAUAUAGUUAAAAGCAAUAAUCUUUCAACUAUUUUUGGCGUGUUGUACAACAAAUAUAAUAAAAAAAUAAUUAAAUUUAUCGUGUUGCCAUGGCAACACUGACGUAAACGCGAGCCUGCGUUCAGUCACAGGUUCAGUGUUAAUCGAUUACUAAUACUUGUUAAAUCAAUGUUUGGAAAAUACAUGCGAGGGGUUGCUGCAUGCAUGUAUUUCUAGUUAGAAUAUUAAUCAUUGCCCUAAUGUAACAAUUAUUAAAAUAGCGGGACAAAAAUCAAUAUGAGUGACAAAAAAACGAUAUCAUUGACAAAAUAUUAUAUCAAUGACAAAUCGUUUUUCUGUCACCAUGUUAUCACCCUUAUAAACGGCACAAAUAUGUGAUAAAUUAUUAUUAUUAUAUAUCAAUAGUCAAAGCCGCUUUUUUCUAGUGUUUUAUUGGUCGAGAGCAUAUCACGUGAGAGUGACAAAAUUAGACUGUCUCCCUCGCAACAGCGCGAGAGGGAAACAAUACGUUAUCGACCAGCGAAUAACGAAAAAAAAUCACGUGCGCCAUUGACGUGAAGUUGGGACCUUUGGACAUGCCUAAUAAUUUAAAUUUUCGCUUUGAGUAACUGCAGUGCUUAAUUUAACGUUUUAACAAUAAAAUAUUUCAUGUAUUUACGUUCAUUUGUUCUUUAAUUUGUUGUUUCUUUGACUAUUGACAUAUAAUAAAGCACUUAUUUACUUAGACCUCUGGAAAGCAGUGUGUUUUGUGGACCCUCAACCGUCGAUGUUUCCCAUCCGAUGUGGACCCUCAACAUCGACGGUCUCGGGUCCACAAAACACACUGUUUCCCUCGGUCUCAGUAAAUAAGUGUUAAUUAGAAUUUCUUUGCCAAUGAACUCACGAGAUGGGGCGUUGUUUAAGUCAUUCAAAGCCUUUGUGUAGUCAUGCUUUAUCAGAUAUUAAACACUCGUGCUGCGCACUCUGUUAAAUAUCUGAUAAAGCACUUAUACGCGUGCUUUAAUUAGUACAUAAUUAAUUAAUUAAUUAAUGGUGAUUCCAGCUGUAGACGAAAUUUGAUAUAUACAAGACGAACAAAAUUUAUUACCAUAGCUGGAAAGAACAUCUUAAAAUGAGUAAAAUUGCAAAGUUUGGUUGCGAAUUGUUGUAAAAUGGGGAAAUGAAGUUCGCAAAUUUUGUAUUAUUUGUACAAAGCGCGGUAAAAAUAAGAGAAUAGUGGUCAUUUUACCGCACGUGAUACAAAUAUAUACAAAUAUAUUCAUUUUACAACAUUUAGCAACCAAUCUUUGCAGUUUUACUCAUUCUAAGACGCUCUAUAAUUUUAGCUGUGGUGUUGAAUUUAGUUCUUCAGUUUUACCUUGAUCAAAAUUGAGUCUUUAGGCUGGAAUCUUAGUCUUUAGGCUGGAAUCACCGAUUUCUAUGUUAUAACCCCCUAUGCUAGCAAGAAAAACAUAAGCUUCAAUGACAUGUUUCAUGUAUAAGCAACAUUGUUUAUGGCUCGCUUUAAAAUAUUUGUCUGGGUUAUCAUAAGCGUACGGGAGGGCCGGGAAAAAGUGUGUGUGUGUGUGUGGGGGGGGGGGUCGACCAAAAAUAUUUUCCAAUUUGUCAAAUAUCCACGCUAAACUUUACAUAUUUCUGUUAAUUUUAAAUACUAUAUUGAAAAUGUAUAUGUCUUGUUUUUAAAGUUAAUUCCCCCAAUUUUUGCCCGAAUUAUGUUUAUAAUUUGCCUGAACUUCAUUUUGAUCGGGGGCAACUGCCCCUGCCCCCGCCCCGUACGCCUAUUUCGACUACCGUAUAAUAUAUUUAACAAACCAUCGUUUCCCGCCAAGUACUUCAGACUGGCUAUAUGCAUUAAACUAUUGCAAGAAGAACGGAUGGGAUCUUGUUAGUAUACAUAGCAAGGAGGAAAAUGAAUUCCUAAGAAAUCUCACAACAAAGAAUGUAUGGAUUGGUUUGGAAAGCAGAGGAGUAUUUCGAGGUAGGAAGUGCGUUUUUGCAUGUAAAUGCGAUUUGUUGAAAUGACCAUUAUUAUAAUAUUUUCUAUUACACUUAAACGGUUACCCUGGUUCCAGAGCCUCAUUGCGAGGGGAAAGAAACGAGAGGCGAGAAGGAAAAGCCUCUGGUCACAUCAGUGGCCUAGUCAGUCCGACGAUUCAGUCCCGCUAUACAAAUAUUGCCAUGUUUAUAAACUAUCAACACAAUCAAUUUCUAAAGAAAUGAGGGGACCAAAUCGUCGGGCUGGCUACGUCGGUUGCAAAUCCUACUUCCACACUUGAUUAGGUUCAGAAUUUGAAUCUCGCAUGUGAUUAGCCAUUUGUAAAAUUAUGUCAAACCGGUUUGGAAAUAAACAUUACUGUAAGCUAAUUAUAGCUAUUAUAGCAGUUACAAUAAGUAGGUAAUCACACAGGAAGGAUUGUAAUUAAUGAUUAACACUGCGAGUGAUAUUUGAAAAAUGUGCACGUCAUUACGAUUGGCAAAAGAAAGAUUUAAUUAGCUUAGUCGAAUGAUUUCAGUGUAAUACAAUUACAAUUUCAAUUUUUUUUAAAGUGAUCGUGAAAUAG